Molecule: messenger RNA, 807 nt
Organism: Parasteatoda tepidariorum (common house spider)
Lineage: Eukaryota; Metazoa; Arthropoda; Arachnida; Araneae; Theridiidae
Source: RefSeq, a predicted model, not a curated record
UAUUCUGAUAUCAGUUGCAUUUAGCUCUGCUUAGGUUUAUUCUGAUCUUUAUUUUAAGAAUUUUGAAUCCUGAUAAGAUAAUGUAAGCUUAGGUUUCUCAAGUGCUUUAAUACUUUUUCUCUAUCAGUUUUUUUUAACGAUUUUCUUAUGUGUUUCUUCACGAUUUCCUCAGUUUUUUUAGAACUAAAAUGAUUUUGCUUUAAUAUAAUGACUAACAUAUUAACACUUUUACUGUUUUCCACUUGCUUUAUUUGCAGUGUUUGCUCAUUUAGCUCAGAAUUAAGCAACGAAAAGGAUGCAUGUGCCAAAAUAUGCCAAAAUGGUGCAAAAUGUACUAAAAUUGGAAAAUAUGAAUUUUGUAAAUGCUUACCUGGAACUUUUAGUGACGAUUGUGGAAUAGUACCCGAUUGUAUUGAUGAAGUCAUAAAGUGCAAUGAAAAAUCUGACUCAGUUUGCGGCUAUAAUGUACGAUUAGAAGUUGCUGAAUGUAUCUGUAAUAAUUCAAAUUUAGCGUACGAUCUGAAAACAGAAACUUGUAAGGUCACUUGUAAUGAAACAGAACCAUGCAAAAAUGGAGGCACUUGCAAAACUGUAGGAAACUAUCACUUUUGUGACUGUAUAGAAGGUACUUUUGGAGACACGUGUGAAAGUGUGAAUUCCUGCGUUGAAGAAACAUUGAUAUGCAAUUCAGAAAGCGGUGCUGUUUGUGGAUUUAACCUAUUGGAUAAAAGAGCAGAGUGCUUGUGUAGCAAUGGAUUAAAAUAUGAUUCCAAUAUCGAUUUAUGCAGAAGUACGGCAUACUUUUGA